Molecule: messenger RNA, 1598 nt
Organism: Neogale vison (American mink)
Lineage: Eukaryota; Metazoa; Chordata; Mammalia; Carnivora; Mustelidae
Gene: KCNA6
Product: potassium voltage-gated channel subfamily A member 6
Exons: 1
Coding region: 1-1587 (528 amino acids)
Biological process (GO): potassium ion transmembrane transport; protein homooligomerization
Cellular component (GO): voltage-gated potassium channel complex; membrane
Molecular function (GO): protein binding; delayed rectifier potassium channel activity
Source: RefSeq, a predicted model, not a curated record
AUGAGGUCGGAGAAAUCCCUGACGCUGGCGGCGCCGGGGGAGGUCCGUGGGCCAGAGGGGGAGCAACAGGAUGCGGGAGAUUUCCCGGAGGCCGGCGGGGGCGGGGGCUGCUGUAGUAGCGAGCGCCUGGUGAUCAAUAUCUCCGGGCUGCGCUUCGAGACGCAACUGCGCACCCUGUCGCUGUUUCCCGACACGCUGCUGGGAGACCCCGGUCGCAGAGUCCGCUUCUUCGACCCCCUGAGGAACGAGUACUUCUUCGACCGCAACCGGCCCAGCUUCGACGCCAUCCUCUACUACUACCAGUCUGGGGGCCGCCUGCGGAGGCCGGUCAACGUGCCCCUGGACAUCUUCCUAGAGGAGAUCCGCUUCUACCAGCUGGGGGAUGAGGCCCUGGCGGCCUUCCGGGAGGACGAGGGCUGCCUGCCCGAGGGUGGCGAGGACGAGAAGCCACUGCCCUCCCAGCCCUUUCAGCGCCAGGUCUGGCUUCUCUUCGAGUACCCUGAGAGCUCAGGCCCCGCCAGGGGCAUCGCCAUCGUCUCCGUGUUGGUCAUUCUUAUCUCCAUCGUCAUCUUUUGCUUGGAGACCUUGCCCCAGUUCCGUGCAGAUGGUCGAGGUGGAAGCAAUGGUGUGAGCAGAGACUCCCCAAUUUCCAGGGGUAGUCAAGAGGAAGACGAGGAUGAAGAUGAUUCCUAUACCUUUCAUCCUGGCAUACCCCCAGGGGGCAUGGUGGCAGGGGGCUCCUCCUCACUAAGUACUCUUGGGGGCUCCUUCUUUACUGACCCGUUCUUUCUGGUGGAGACCCUGUGUAUAGUCUGGUUCACUUUUGAGCUCCUGGUUCGCUUUUCUGCCUGUCCCAGCAAGCCAGCCUUCUUCCGCAACAUCAUGAACAUCAUUGACUUGGUGGCCAUCUUCCCCUACUUCAUCACCCUGGGCACUGAGCUGGUGCAGCAGCAAGAGCAGCAGUCAGCCAGUGGAGGGGGCGGCCAGAAUGGGCAGCAGGCCAUGUCCCUGGCCAUCCUCAGAGUGAUCCGCCUGGUCCGGGUGUUCCGCAUCUUCAAGCUGUCCCGCCACUCCAAGGGGCUGCAGAUCCUGGGCAAGACCUUGCAGGCCUCCAUGCGGGAGCUGGGGCUGCUCAUCUUCUUCCUCUUCAUCGGAGUCAUCCUCUUCUCCAGUGCCGUCUACUUCGCAGAGGCUGAUGAUGAUGAUUCACUCUUUCCCAGCAUCCCAGAUGCCUUCUGGUGGGCAGUGGUUACAAUGACCACGGUAGGUUAUGGAGACAUGUACCCCAUGACGGUGGGGGGCAAGAUCGUGGGCUCGCUGUGUGCCAUCGCUGGGGUCCUCACCAUCGCCCUGCCUGUGCCCGUCAUUGUCUCCAACUUCAACUACUUCUACCACAGGGAGACAGAGCAGGAGGAGCAAGGCCAGUAUACCCAUGUCACUUGUGGGCAGCCUACACCAGACCUGAAGGCAGCCGACAGUGGACUUGGCAAGCCUGAAUUCUCCGAGACCACUCGGGAACGGAGACCCAGUUACCUUCCCCCUCCACAUCGGGCAUAUGCAGAGAAAAGGAUGCUCACUGAGGUCUGACUGAUGCAGUC